This is a messenger RNA of Leptinotarsa decemlineata (Colorado potato beetle), 1441 nucleotides long. Its product is annotated as adenosine deaminase-like. The record is from RefSeq and is a predicted model, not a curated record. NCBI's taxonomy places the organism in Eukaryota, Metazoa, Arthropoda, Insecta, Coleoptera, Chrysomelidae. Gene Ontology annotation, biological process: adenosine catabolic process; inosine biosynthetic process. Gene Ontology annotation, molecular function: adenosine deaminase activity.
AGUUUUGUUCCUUCUGGCGAUGUGUUUGUCCUCAACCCAGGCGGACUACUGGAUGAACCGAGCUGCUAUGCUGAAGAAAGAUGCACAUCUUGCAAUGGGGGCAUCCCUGAAACUGAAUGAGAAAGAGAGAGAAGUGAACGAGCUGUUGAAGACGUACAAGUACCAAGAAUACGACACUGGAUUCGCUCAUCCUGAAAAUUUUCUGGCUGCCCAGCACUUUUUCCAAGCAAAAGAAGGCAUUGAGCAGUCCAAAGUAUUCAACUUGAUCAAAAAACUACCCAAGGGAGCUUCGUUGCAUUCUCACGACUUGGCGCUGGUGUCAAACGAGUUUCUCUUCAAUCUGACCUACAGAGACAACCUGUACGCUUGCUUAUCAGACGAAAAAUUAAAACUACACUUCUUCGACAACAAAAACAUCGGCGUAGAUUGCAACUGGACUCGGGUCAACGAGCUGAGGAGGCUGGACCCCAACUUCAACAACUACCUGCGAUCUAAACUCAGUCUUGUGAGGGACGAUCCUGCAAAGUCCUAUCCUGACUUGAACACUGUCUGGCAAUCUUUCAUGGAUAUCGUCGGGGCCAUCGAGAACCUGGUGGCGUUCAAACCCGUCUGGCAGGAAUACUUCUACCAGGUGCUCAAGGAACUUUAUGAGGAUAACGUUAUGUAUUUGGAAUUUCGCGCGUAUCUCCCGAAGGUGUACGAUUUGAACGGUAGGAUUUAUGAUGCUGUGGAGGUAGUGGGGCUGUACUACGAUACUAUGAAGAAGUUUCAAGAGGAUUAUCCGGAUUUUCUUGGGGCUAAGAUGAUAUACGCGCCAAAGAGACGGGUGAACAAUAAUACUCUGGCUAGUUAUGUUUAUACGUUCAGGAAACUGAAGAGGAAGUAUGCGGAUUUUGUAGCUGGAUUCGACUUGGUGGGGCAGGAGGAUAAGGGUAAGCUUUGCAGUUGGAGUCGACAAGAAAUGAAGCUCAAAUACGGAGCGACUUUCUUCUUUCACGCUGGCGGGACCAACUGGUACGGGGAAUCCACUGAUUUCAACCUUUUCGACGCCAUUUCACUGAACACCACCAGAAUACGCCACGGUUACGCUCUACUGAAACAUCCUCUUGCCAUGAAAAUGAUCAAAGAGAAAAACAUAGCUGUGGAGAUAUGCCCCAUUUCCAACCAAGUUCUGAAGCUGAUAGAUGACAUCAGGAACCACCCCGGAGCGAUACUCAUAGCAAACAAUUUCCCUGUGGUGGUGGCUUCGGAUGACCCUUCGGUCUGGGGGGCAAAAGGUCUGAGCUAUGACUGGUACUAUGCCUUCAUGGGAAUGACCAGCAGGGAGAGCGAUCUGAGGUUUCUGCAACAACUGGCCAAGAAUUCGAUAGAGUUCAGUACAUUUGAUGAAGAGGUUUAUGUUUCUGAUAUGGAACAAAAUGUGGCAGUAUUUGUUCAUUAA